AUGUCUCAGAGGCAGAAAAGUAAAGCGGAGAAGUCCGAUCGAGCCGCGUUCUUUCUAACUAAAACCGCGGCCUCCAAGCUGAGAGAGGGCCAGGAGCCUGCACAAGAUGGCGGCGACCAGGAGAGGCGGGAAAACUCCCCCUCUCGCACACCAGAGGAACAACCCCUGACUAUGGGGG
Molecule: messenger RNA, 178 nt
Organism: Pelobates cultripes (western spadefoot toad)
Lineage: Eukaryota; Metazoa; Chordata; Amphibia; Anura; Pelobatidae
Source: the annotation of a GenBank genome assembly